AUGGACCUCGACAACCUCCAAGACAACUCCAACCUAUCGGUCCUCAACCCUCGCCCUUCUCAGAUACCCGGACCCAACCUCUUCCACCACCUAGUGCGUUCCCCCAGUGGCUCUACAGCUUUGGAACACCUCGAGAAUGGCUCCCGAACCUCCUACACCUACGGGGACCUGCACCUCGCCUCAGACCGCGUCGCAGCCCAGAUCACAGCCGCAACCUCCCCCAGCAGCUCCGGAGAGCAGCAGCAACUCGACCAGAACAUCGUUCCAAUUCUCAUACACCAGUCGCCCUUACUCUAUGCUGCUCUGCUCGGCACCCUCAAGUCGGGCGGCGCAUUCUGCCCCCUGAACAUUGAUGCACCCCCAGAGAGGGUCAGCUUCAUCUUGCAGGAUGUCUCGGCCAAGGUCAUCCUUGUGUCUGAGGAGCUGGUUUCCAAGGUUCCAGACGGUUGUUCUGCGAUCGUGAUAGUUGUCAGAUGGGAUGACAACAGCAACACCACCACUGGACACAACGAGCCCUUCCUGGGCCCAGCUCGGGUUCCCACCCCAGACGAUUUAGCCUAUGUCAUGUACACCUCUGGCUCUACCGGAACCCCCAAGGGCGUGGGCAUUCCUCACAGCUCUGCCACCCAGGCCUUGCUGGCCCAUGACCGUCACAUGCCGAGGUUUUCACGCUUCCUGCAGUUCGCCGCCCCGACCUUCGACGUCUCCGUCUUUGAAAUAUUCUUCCCUCUGUUCCGGGGUAACACCCUGGUCAGUGUCAACCGUGGGGAGCUUCUCAACGACCUCCCCGGAGUUAUUCGGGAGAUGGACAUUGACGCCUGCGAGUUAACACCCAGUGUUGCUGGCAGCUUGCUCCGGUCACGAGAUAAGGUCCCCUGUCUGAAACUCCUCCUCACUAUUGGCGAGAUGCUCAACGAGCCAGUGGUCAGAGAAUUCGGAGGGAAUGGGCCGGGGGAAAGCAUGCUUUGGGCCAUCACACUCGAACCGGCAAUGGCUGCGGCUGCGACUGUCAAUACCAUCGGGGUGCCACUCGACACAGUCUCCUGUUAUGUCAUUCAGCCUGCAAGCGAGCACCACGGCCCUGGAGAGUGCUCCAUUUUGCCGAGAGGUGAGAUUGGAGAGCUCGCGGUGGGCGGGUUCCAGCUCGCUGUUGGCUACCUCAACCGCCCAGAGCAGACGGCCGCGUCCUUUAUCAACACCCCCUACGGUCGGCUGUACCGCACUGGAGAUAAGGCCCGGAUCACCCAAUCUGGGAAGCUAGAAUGUUUUGGCAGGCUCUCGGAUGGCCAGGUCAAGCUGCGUGGCCAGCGCCUCGAGCUUGGCGAGGUAGAGUCGGCUAUCCUGCGAACGCCGGGGUGCCACGGAGCAGUGGCCAUGGUCGAGAGCUCGAUCCUCAUCUGCUUCUGCGCCGUCGAUGACGGGGUCACAGAGGAUCAGCUCCUCGACUCGUGUAAGCGCUGGCUGCCGCAGUACAUGGUGCCCGGCGAGCUGAUCGUGAUGGAUGAUUUCCCUCGGCUCCCCAGCGGCAAGGCAAACAAGAAGCAGCUCCUCCAGGACUUUAUCAGUCAGAGAGAGGCACAACCUGCUGCGGAGUCACAGUUUGAGGGUGUGAGUGAUGAGCUGGCAAUCAGGGUGUCGGACAUUGUGUCCAAGGUUUUGGGUAGGUCCGCCAAAGCGGCCGAUUCUUUCAGCGCCGCGGGCCUCGACUCUCUCGCCGCCAUCAGAUUGGCCUCUUCUCUCCGUGAGGCUGGGUUUGAGGUGGCAACUGUCGACUUGCUCAAGUUGCGAACUGUGCCCCAGUUAGCAUCGCUAAUACGAAAUACCUCUUCGAGCCCUGCUGUGUCUGUCCAACCCACUGCUUCCGCCUCCAGCCUUCUCGCCAGAUGUGAUGAAAUCUGCUCCGAGAAUCCAGCCCUGCAAGACGUAAGAGGGCUUAUAGAAGACAUCUGGCCCUGCAUCCCCUUGCAAGCAGCCAUGCUGGCCGAGUCGUCGCGGCACGACGGCACCUAUUGGAACACGGUCGAGCUCGAGACCGAUCCCCACGUCACUGUGGGACAGGUCCUAUCUGCGUUCCGGCAGGUCGCCCAGAGUAAUGAAAUCAUCCGCACCGGAUUCGCCCCGUGGCGUGGAGGAUUCGCAUCGGUCCUUUUCAUGGGCCUCCAGCCGGGCCAGGUGCGCAUAGUCGAUGAGUUUGAGCAUGACUUGCCCCCGGAAAUGUCGCAGCACUUUUUGCAGACCAUCCAUUGGCAGAUCCAGAGGCGCCGCGGGCCCGGUCACGGGGUGCAGAUGCUCGUGCAUGUCCAUCAUGCCAUUUACGACGGCUGGUCGUUAGAUAUGCUUCUUUCAGAUAUGACGGCCGUCCUAAAGGGGCUGGAGCCUCCCGCUCGCCCGCAGUUCCGAGACGUGGCGCCCUUCUACAUGCACCCCCCCGUCGAGGGCAUGAACAACGCCAGAAAGUUCUGGACCGACCACCUCCUCGGGUGGAAUAAGGCGCCGUUCCCCAAGCUGAUUGGGCAGCAGGGGGGGCCGAACGUUACACAGGUGUGCAGGGCCAUGCUCGAGGCGCCUACUGCCGGCUCUGUUGAAAGCUCGGCACAAGAGCUCGGCUGCAGCGCACAGGUCCUUUUCCAAGCGGCCCUUGCGCUCAUGUGGAAUGGCAUUACCGGAAGCUCCGAUAUCGUGCUGGGCACUGUGACGUCCGGCAGGGCGAUCCCCGUGCCCGGGAUUCACAGUGUCAUGGGCCCUUGCGUCGCCUCCAUGCCUCUCCGGGUAAAUCUGGAGAGGAUGACGGAAAAUGCCCAUCUGCUGAAUCACAUCCACUCGAGCAAUCGGGCCGUGAUGGAGCAUUAUUCCCUGCCGUUGGCUGAGGUGAAGAGGCUGAGCGGGCUGCAGCCGGGAGAUACCAUCUAUGACGUCCUGUUUGCCUACCAGGAGUCGCCUGAUAGCGGCCGAAGGAGGGAUAUGGCGAUUAGAGAGUCGAAGCAUCUAGACAGACUUGAGACAAAGUUCGUCCUCGAGGUUGAGCCUCGCGAGGAGGGCUUCGCUCUCCAGGCCACGUACCACUCCGACUCGUUUGACGAGCAGAUGGUGGUUCGGAUGCUCGACCAAUUCAAGUUCAUACUCCAACGUAUUAUCAAAUACCCCCAAGGCUCUGUCACGUCUGCCAAGAAUAGUAUUCUUGAUGGGCUGGCAACCUAUAAUAAGCCGCCUUCUGCUUAUGAAGGCGUCCCAGACCUGGCCGCUAUGUUUGAGGCGGUCGUUGGGAAGACGCCCAAUGCCGAGGCCAUCUGCUUCGCAAGAUCAAUUGACAGCGAUUCGGUUGUUUCUGAAAAGGUGACAUAUCGCGAGCUCAAUGAAAUUAGUAAUAAAAUAGCUAAUAGCAUCCGAGAUGCUGGCGCACAAACUGGAGAGGUCGUGGCCAUUGUCAUGGAGAAGUCGAUUCGCCUCUAUGCAUCGAUUCUUGCUAUUGUUAAAGCAGGAUGCGCAUAUCUUCCCCUUCUACCCUCAACCCCUGCUUCUAGAGUGCAGGAGAUUUUCUCACAGGCAGACACUAGGCUCUGUCUUGUUGAUGCUGAUUCGGAGGUGUCGCUCGCGCUGGCCACGAGCGUGCGGACUCUGGUUGUUGGCGGUGACUCCUUUGAGGGGCUGUCAGUGCAGAAUCUCAACAUUCCUCCUGACGGUUCUCGUCUCUCUUAUGUCAUUUAUACCUCUGGUACCACUGGGAAGCCUAAGGGUGUUGCGGUCACGCAAUUGAACGCUGCAAGUAAUAUUGGCUAUCUGGAGACGCUCUACCCCAAGAGCGCCUCUAGGCAGUCUCGUCUUCUUCAAGCCUGUUCUCAAGCUUUUGACGUGUCAGUUUUUGAGAUAUUCUACACGUGGCACGCUGGGAUAUGUCUUUGUUCCGGAACCAAUGACACGCUGUUUGAAGAUCUUGAGAACGCUAUCAACCAGCUUGGCAUCACACACCUCAGUCUCACACCUACUGUUGCAUCACUUAUAGAUCCUAAAAAGACUCCUAAUGUUGAAUUUCUCGUCACUGCUGGCGAGGCAAUGACCUCGUCUGUCAGAGAUACCUGGGGCGAGCUUCUGUGGCAGGGCUAUGGACCGUCUGAAACCACCAAUAUCUGUUCUGUCAAGCAUAUGAAGCGCGAGUACCAUCCCGAGCAUUUAGGAUGGGUCUUUCCAAACACUUCUGUUUUUGUUCUGUCGCCUCAGUCUCUGGACACCCUGCCCAUUGGAUGGGUCGGAGAAUUCUGCUUUGGGGGCGAUCAAGUCGCCCAGGGUUACCUGAAUCUGCCCGAGGUGACUGCUGCAAGCUUCAUCGAGCACCCCAAGUAUGGCCGCAUCUACCGGUCGGGAGACAUGGGGAGGAUGCUCCCAGACGGGUCAUUAAUGAUCCUUGGCAGAAUGGAUGGCCAACUGAAACUCCGCGGUCAGAGGAUCGAAGCAGGCGAAGUUAAUAGUGUGAUCACUGCUACUGAUCUGAGCUCUGCCGCUGUGACGCUGUUGGCUCGGCAGCGCGCGGACUUUCCCGAGCAGUUGGUUACUUUCUUCGUUCCUACGAAGACUCAUAAAGAUGAAGGGUCCAUUCUGCCGACUGAUGCUGAGACUACAAAGCUUCUGUUCUUGACGCUUCAGGCCCGGCUACCAUCCUACAUGGUGCCGUCGUAUCUCAUCCGGAUCUCGGGCGUGCCCAAGACGGCCUCGGGGAAGAUUGAUACCCGGAAACUGCGAGAUUGGUUUCAGGGACUUUCCGCGGAUUAUCUGUCGUCAUCGGCUCAAGACCAAAGUGAGAGCAUAGAUGGAGAAGAGGCAUCUCAAUCUGAGCUGCUUCUCAAGCAGUCCAUCUCAGAGUAUCUCAGCGUCCCGGAGUCUACUGUAGGUCGCUGGACUCCCUUUGCGAACCUCGGGAUAGAUUCGAUAUCUGCCAUCGGAUUAGCUCGUGCUCUGAAAGUAUCUGUUGGACGGUCGAUUCCCGUUUCUGCCAUUUUGAGGAAUCCCAACCUCGUGUUAUUGGGACGGCAUCUUGAUAGCGAAUCAGCAAACACUAAGACUAGAUCGUCACCCAAACCUGGUGAUUUCUUCCAAAAGUCUUUCUUGUCAGAUGUCACAAAGAGCUUCGAGUCUGAAGGCAAAAAGGUCGAAAGCAUUCUUCCCUGCACGCCGCUCCAAGAGGCGAUGCUUGCUGGUGGUCAGCAAAGUUAUUACAACAAGGUGAUGCUUCGCCUUCUGACCAAGCCAGAGGACAUGCGACAAUAUUGGAACAAUGUUGCCAAGAGAAACGGAAUCUUACGGACCGCUUUUGUGGCUACUGACCAAGUCAAGAACCCCAUAGCGCAAGUUGUUCUCCAGGAUUGGGAGAUUCCGUGGUUGGAAUUCUCUGUGAACACGCCUUCCUUUGAUCAUGUGGUUGAUGAACACCUGAAACAACUUCCGGAGCCUGUUGACUCUCAGAUUCCUCCCAUUUCUCUGGCUAUUAUCAAUUAUCGGGGAACCGCUUUCCUGUCGUUUAUUUGUCAUCACGCGCUCUAUGACGGUGUGGCUAUGGUGAAUCUCUGGAGGGAAGUGGAGGCAUUGGCAAACGGCGCUGUGCUGCCACCUCCAGUCCCCUAUGAGCCGUUCUUGAUGGAAGUCCUCAGCCCUCCAAGUGAUACCGAUAGCUUUUGGCUCUCGCAGCUUCGGGACUUCCAGUCAACAAGCCUGUUUAGGAGAUCGAAGGGCAAGAAGGCUGUUCAGGCGGCAGCUAGUACGUCGCUGAAUGUUCCGCUGAGAGGUAUCCACGAGCAUGUGCAGUCACUGGGAGUUUCGUUCCUGUCCCUCUGUGAGGCGGCUUGGGCCAACACUAUUGCCAUCGCAAGUAGUUCCACCGACGUUUGUUUCGGAAACGUCGUCAGUGGGCGAACAGUCGAUAUUGAGGGUAUUGACAAGCUGAUCGCGCCGUGCUUCAAUACAAUCCCCAUCCGUAAGGACCUAUCAGCCGAGCCACAUGGAAUCAACCUUGUCAAGGACUUUUACAAGCUAAACUCGGAGAUUCUAUCGUACCAAUUCACACCUCUUCGCCAGAUUCAGAAGACUACGGGUCGAUCAGGCCGUGCGCUAUUUGAUACUCUGCUCAUUGUCCAGCAGCCGCUCCAUGCUAUGGAUGACAGCGUCUGGAUACUCGAGGGCGAUAACAGCGACAUGGAUAUUCCUUUGGUGUGCGAGGUUGUCCCCUGCCCGAGCUUGAAUACCGUUGUUGUCAACAUACAGUAUGACAUGGACGCCGUCAGCGAAGCGAUGGUUUGGGCCUUUGCUGGCAUAUUUAGGCUUCAGUUCGAGUCUAUCCUCAAGUCUCCCUACGGGAAAUUGUUGCAACGAAGUUCGGUGCCUCCGAAACUCAUCGCGGGGCUUGAGGGCAUCGUUGUUAGACGGGAGCGAAUCGAAGCGGAUAAGACCCGGGCCCAAGUUGUUGAAGAGUGGCCAGAGGUUGAAGCCCAGAUCAGAAAUGUCCUUGUAGAGCUGUCUGGGCAGCCUGCUUCAAGAGUCUCGCGGUUCACAAGUAUCUUCCAGCUUGGCCUCGACAGCAUCAAUGCUGUGCAGGUUGCGUCGAUGCUUCGCCGGCAAGGGUUGGACGUCUCGGCAUCUGACGUGAUUGAAUGUACCACCUGUGCCAAGAUCUCCGAGAGGGUACAUGAGAACACAAGCAGGAAGACGUCGACGAAGUCGACGUACGACCUUGGAAAGUUUGGCUUUGGUGUUGCGUCGCAGCUUCAGGAGAAGCUGCCUGCUGACCGAGUUGUGGAGGCCACCCUGCCUUGUACGCCCAUGCAGGAGGCGAUGAUCAUGUCGUUUAUUCGUUCCGAUGGCAGCAAUUAUUUCAAUUCAUUGUCAUAUGAGUUUGAGAAGGGCAUCUCUACGGCAGAUGUUGUCAGGUCAUGGGCUACUCUGACCAAGUGUCAUCCGCUCCUGAGGACCGCCUUUUUGCCAGUGAAUCAUCAGGAUUGCUCUUUUGCCAUGGUUAGAUAUUCACCGGAGUCUAGCCCAGCGCCUCUGACGAUCGUGGGUUCUAAAGUAGAGAACCUGGAGAGCAAAAUGGCAGAAUGCAGAGCGGCUGUCCUUUCUACGCCUAAUCUCCCACCUUGGCAUGUUUUCAUCGAGGAAAAGGGCGAGUCUUUGUCGAUGGUUGUCAUGAUUCACCAUGCUAUUUACGAUGCGCAGUCAUUAGACUCCAUCCUUGCAGAGCUUGCAGUCCAACUCAAGAGUGAUGUCGCCUUUUGCUCUUUCGCAGAGGUUGAGCCGAGCUUGGCCGAGAUGAUGAUGGAGAGUACCUCGAACCAAACUGAGGCAGAGAAAUUCUGGAAGUCAAAAGCAGACUCAGCCGUCGUGAACACAUUCCCGAUCAUGACUCCCCUCAGGGAGCCUGCCAGCGAUUUACAAGUCGAGAGCAUGCAGUCAUCAAUGAGCUUUUCGGCUUUCCAAGCCGCCGCACAGAGUGUGGGUGUUUCAGUUCAAGCAGUCUUCCAAGCAGCAUGGACGAGAAUCCUCUCCUCGUACCUUGGAGAGAACUCGGUGACCUUUGGAGUCAUCUUGUCGAGUCGAUCAACUGAGACGACCAAGAAUGCGCCAAUGCCAUGCUUGUCGACUGUGCCUGUUGUUGCCGCCAACCAGUCAUCCAAUGUCGAGCUUCUCAAGCAGAUGAUGGAGUUCAACUCUAAAUGCCACAAAUUCCAGUCUGUCCCGCUGAGCCAAGUACAGAAAUGGUUGGGCCAUCCUGCGUCGCCGGUAUUCGAUACCUUGCUCUCGUAUCGCAAGGUGGAAGCACAGCGCCCGCGUCCAUUCCGCCUGAUUGAGGACAAGGCAAGUGUUGAGUAUCCUGUUUCAAUUGAAAUUGAAGCUGUAGGGAAUGGGGAGAUGAAUCUGUCAAUCACCUACUUGCCCAAUGUUGUGCCGCUGGAACAAGCCAAGAUGAUUCUCCGGCAGUUCGAUGCUGGCAUGUGCCAUUUGAUCAUGGACACCAAUAGCACGGAUUUGGAUCUCUACAGGGUUAAUCCAGCCGUUUUCUCCGUUUCGCCCCCGCUGAAGCCGGAGAUGCCUUCUCCGGUACAGUACAUGCAUGAGUUUGUGGAGAUGAGAGCGCGUUCGCAGCCUGACGCCAUCGCUCUCGAGUUUGUGUCUGCCAUGGCCGAUGACGGGACUCCACGGAAACAGCAAUGGACGUAUCGAGAGCUGGAUGAGAUGGGCAACAGAGUCGCAAAUAUGCUAGCCGAAGAAGCUACCGUUGGAUCCAUCAUCGGAAUCCACUUCGUGAAAUGCCCAGAGGCUUACUUUGCCAUUCUGGGCAUCUUGAAGGCUGGCUGCUCGUUCGUAGCGCUCGAUCCGACUGCUCCUAGCGCCCGAAAGGAGUUCAUCAUGUCCGACUCCCAGGCUCCUUGUGUACUUACAGGAGCGGCUGAUUUGGAUCUCGACCUGUCGACCAAGAUGAUUCCUCUGACAAUAGAGGCUCUGAGUGCGUUCGCGCCCACCCCUCGCCAGCUGGGACCUGAGUUCUCGCCUUCGUCCACCUGCUACUGUCUAUAUACCUCAGGAACGACUGGCACGCCCAAGGGAUGCGAGAUUACCCAUGAGAAUGCCGUUCAGGCCAUGAUGGCGUUCCAGGAGUUGUUCCGGGGCCACUGGGAUCAAGAUUCUAGAUGGCUGCAGUUUGCGGCACUCCAUUUCGAUGUGUCUGUCCUAGAACAGUACUGGAGUUGGUCAGUUGGAAUCAGCGUCGUCAGUGCACCGAAAGAUUUGAUCCUGGACGACCUCACAGGGACGAUCAAUAAGCUGGGGAUCACCCACAUAGACUUGACGCCUAGCCUGGCGCGUCUGACACAUCCUGAUGAGGUUCCAAGUCUGUGCAGAGGUGUCUUCAUCACUGGCGGAGAGUCACUCAAGCAGGAGAUUCUUGAUGUGUGGGGGCCCAAGGCUGUCAUAUAUAAUGCAUAUGGGCCUACGGAGGCUACCAUUGGAGUUACCAUGUACCAGCGAGUCCCGAUAAAUGGACGGCCAAGCAACAUUGGAAAGCAAUUCUCCAAUGUGGGAUCCUAUGUCUUCCAUCCCGGGACCGAAAUUCCUGUCCUGCGAGGUGGUGUCGGCGAGUUGUGCGUCUCUGGCAAAUUGGUCGGAAAGGGCUAUCUCGGCCGAGCAGAGCUGACUCAGGAACGCUUCCCUAUCCUGAAGGAGUAUGGCGAGAGGAUCUACCGCACGGGAGACCUGGUACGCAUUCUGUGCGACGGGUGCUUUGACUUCCUGGGCCGGGCAGAUGAUCAGGUGAAGCUUCGCGGCCAGCGCCUUGAGAUUGGCGAGAUCAACCACGCUAUUCGAAGCGUACCUGAGAUCAGCGACGCUGCCACGAUUGUGACUUCUCACGGAGCAGGCAAUGACAAGAGCGUGUUGGUUUCGUUUGUUGUAUCUUCCCAAGCCGGCUCUGUAAAUACCGAGCUCAAGGUGCUGAACGAUGUCGAGGAACUGAGCCUGAAGGCAAAAGAGGCGUGCCGUCAGCGUCUCCCAGGCUACAUGGUCCCGACUUACUGCUUGGUGCUCCCGUAUAUCCCCCUGUCGGUCAACAACAAAGCCGAAGCAAAGGAGCUGAAGCGGAUUUUCCGCGAGCUGUCACACGAGCAAUUGAUGGCCCACACGGCUUCACUGGCGGUGCCGCAGAGCGGUCUCGUCAGUGAUCUUUGCCAGAGGAUUAUCAAAGCUUUGGGAGAAUUUGGAAACGUUAACUCAUCAGACUUGUCUGCCAAUACCAGCGUCUUCGAUGUGGGAGUCGACUCCAUCACGGCGCUCCGUCUGUCGUCCAUUCUCAAAUCACAGGGCCUCAAGGGAGCGUCGACCACUGUCAUCCUCAGAAAUCCUGUCGUCGCGGACCUUGCCCGGGCUCUUUCAUCUACCGCGACUCAGUCGCAGGAGAAGUACGUUCGCGAAGCAAAGCAGACUCUCUCGGCAAGUCGGCAUCGGUAUCGGGCAAUCGCCUGCCGACAACUGGGAAUCAGAGCUGAUGAGAUUGAGUACAUUGCCCCGUGCUCGCCACUCCAGCAGGGAAUCAUCUCCAAGUCCAUUACGAAUGACACGGAAGGCGCAUAUUUCAAUUCCUUCGAGCUGAAGAUUCGUGGUGAAAUCUCUCAGGAGAAGCUUCGUGCCGCGUGGGACAAUCUGGUCGAAACAGAGGCUAUUCUGCGGACAGUUUUCUUAUCCACAACUGGUGGCCAUGUCCAGGUUGCCCUCAAGAAGAAGGCGAUAUCCUGGAUAAGUCAGGAUAUUCCGAGCGAGGCUGAAGUCAACGCAUUCCUCGAGCGACAGAGACAGAACUGGAUCAAGGAAAAUUCUGAGCACAUUGCCAGCCCUCUCAAGUUCAUCUACUUGACCACUCCAACUGGGCGCAGCCUCUUUGUCAAUAUUUUCCACGGAAUCUACGAUGGAAACAGUUUGGGUUUGAUGUUAGAGCACGUUGCUUCUCGGUGCUUGGAUGUCCAGCCUACCAAGGGGCCAUCAUUCUUAGAUGCCUUGAUUCAUGGGCCUCUUUGGAAAUUUGACCACUGCCGCCAGUAUUGGGUGGAUUUCUUGAAGGGAUGGACAUCCCCUCGAUCCUUGGCCUUGUCUGAACCUGCUUCUGGAGAUGGAGUCGCCAUCACGGCAACGAGAUCAAUGUCCUACGAAACUCUAGAACAAAUCCGUAAGACAGAAAAGGUCACUUUGCAAGCUGUGAUGUUGGCUCUCUGGACAUCUGUUCUUCAACCAUAUUACUACGGAAACAGUAUGACACUCGGAAUGGUGGUGUCCGGUCGGUCUAUCGACUUGCCGUCGGUUGAUCAGGUUAUUGGACCGCUAUUCAAUACUCUGCCAUUUACAAAUAAGACAUUGCGGGGGGCUUCAUGGUCAUCACUCAUCCAGCAAUGCCACAAGUUUGGCGUAGACACCUUACCCUUCCAGCACGUACCGCUCCAAAAGAUCCAGAAGUGGUGCUCCAAAGGCCGCCCGUUAUUUGAUACCUUGUUUACUCUUCAGCUUGAAGGAGGCGAGGUGGUGGAGGGUUCAGCUCCCUGGGAAAUUGUGGAUGGCCAGUCAACUCCGGAUUACCCUCUGGCAAUCGAGAUAAACUGCUUGCAGAACGGCAAAAUGAACAUCACCCUGGUGGCGCAAGGUUCGGUGGCGAACACGGCAGGCCUCGAGUAUAUUCUCGAUCAAAUUGAGAAGAAUAUGUGUCUCUUGGCAAGUGAUCCGAAGCAAGGUAUUGUCACGGGCUUGGAGGAACGGAACUUGGCCCAAACGGAGGGUGUCUCAAACAUUCCCAGCAAUGAGGACGGCGAAGAUUUGUCUGAUUUUGCCUGGGAUGACACUUCCAUUGCCAUCAAGGAAGAAGCUGCAAUACUCGCUGGUACGGGCACUGCGGAUGUCACAGAAUCAACUACAAUGAUUGAGCUCGGCCUCGAUAGCAUUGAUGUGAUCAAGCUCUCUGCUAAGCUAAGCAAACGGGGUGUCAAGAUCCCUGCAUCCAGUAUCCUCCGCUUGCAGAGCAUCGCGAAGAUCGCCACCGCACAGAAGGGAGAGGAUGGCGGACCCGGAGACCUUGAUACAGAGGGAGUUGGUAUGGCUGCUAUCAAGAAUAAACUGUGGGACAACCUCAGGAGCAGCGGUCAGGAGGUUUCAGUCGACUUGGAACUAGUGGAGGAUAUCCUGCCUCCCACCGCUUUGCAAGAAUCGAUGGUGGCUGCCAUGAUCAGCUCGGGAUUCGAAUGGUAUUUCAACCAUGAUUUAAUGGAAAUUCAAGAUGGAGUUACGGUAGACCGACUACGGAGAACUUGGGCAUUGGUUGCUCAGGCGUGUCCCAUUUUGCGGACAGGAUUUUACGAGCUACACGAUUUUGAGCUAGACUUUUCUUACUGUCAGGUUGUGAGGCGUCAAACUGAUGCGCAUAUGGAGGAGAUGCCCCUAGAUAGUUUGGAGGAUGUUCAUAUGGUGAUGGAGAAGGCGAGGAGCCGGGCGGAACAAGGCCGAGGCUUGGAUCACCUCUUCCAACUGACCUUCAUUACAGUGAAGGGUCGCAAUUACCUUCUGCUUUCGAUAGCGCAUGCUUUAUAUGACGGGUGGUCGCUUGGUCUCAUUUACCAAUUGCUCCGCAAGGCCUACGACGGGGAGAGUCUGAGCGCUGUUUCUCCCGAGAAUUUCAUCUCGAAAGCAAUGACGGCCCAGGGCAGAAAAUCGAGCGAGUUUUGGGGCGACUACCUCCAAGACGCUACACCUACCCUUCUGGCCAACUCACCUGAGGAAGGAAAGGUUGUGCGUCGGGCAUCUUCACAGUCGACUUCCAGCGUCACAGAUAUACAGAAAUUCUGCCAGAAGUACUCUGUCAGCCUUCAAGUUCUUUGCCAGGCAUGCUGGGCCGUGGUUCUGGCCCACGAAACCAAGCAGCUCGAUGUUACAUUUGGCAUCGUCAUGUCUGGUCGUGAGUUCGAGGGCGCAGAAGACCUCGUCUUCCCUACCAUGAAUACUGUUGCUGUCCGGUGUAUUCUCCACGACUCGGCCGGCAGCUUUGUUCAGUACCUGGAGGAGAAUAUGGGAGACAUCCGCAAUUUCCAGGGAUUCCCCCUUCGCAAGGCGCAGCAGGCGGCUGGAGGAGAAGGUCAGCUGUUCGACACGCUCUUCAUGCUGCAGAAGUCGGUCGGCACGGGCUCCUCGGACGACCUCGUGAAAUCUGUCGAGGGAUCCUCUGCCAUCGACUACCCUUUCUGCAUCGAGGCAGAGCUUGUCGGUGAUGCUCUCAUCUGGCGUGCGGCUUAUCAACCGCACGCGUUGUCAGACGAAAUUGCGCUAAGCAAGAUUGAUGAGGUGAACCGUGUGAUGAACUUCAUCAUAUCGACUCCCGAGUCAGAUCUUCUCUCUUUCGAUGACGCCGGAACCUCCAUGUGUGGCCUUCCUUCGAUUCAUAUAGACCUCGAAGGCGGCACCCCUGAGGAAGAAGCCGGAGGCUCGGUUAAGGAUGCUGAGGUUUGGGACGAGACCUCCAGCAUUAUUCGGUCCGUCUUGAGCGAGGCAUCGGGAGUUGCUGUUGAUCAAAUUAGGCUCUCUAACAGCCUCUAUCAUCUCGGCCUCGAUUCGAUCAUCGCCAUCAAGGUUUCGGCCAUGCUUCGACGACAGUCUGUUACCAUCAGCGUUCGAGACCUCAUUCGAGCUGUUGACAUACGUCAAAUGGCGGCCUCUGCUACUAAGCCACCUAUCUCUCUGUCUGAUAAACCUACCGAGCAGAACGAAUGGCAUCCUUCGUCCGAAAUCGACGUUGAUGGUCUGCUUUCUGAACACCAAAUUGAAAAGUCAGACGUCGAGGCGCUGCUACCUGCCAUUCCUAUGCAGGUGUUCAUGCUAAGCACCUGGCAAAAUUCUCAGGGCCGGGUGUUUUAUCCCGAGUUCUCAUACUCGAUGAAAUCAUCUUGCUCGUUGGAAGACAUCCACAUAGCUUGGAGGUCAGUGGUCGCUUCAACAUCAAUCUUACGCACCCGGUUCAUCGCUACUCUAUCUAAAGAUGUACCUGUCUUGCAAGUCAUCCUCCGUGCGACAGCAAAUUCAGAGAACCCUUGGGUGAAAUUGAGGGUUGAAAGGGCGGAAUCGGAAGAUGGCUGGCUGCUAAGGCUCAAGAUCCAUCAUGCCCUGUAUGACGGAGUCAGUCUACCGGCCAUUAUGCAGAAGCUAUCAAGAAGUAUCCAGAAGCCAGGCGUCUCCGGAGACGACGAAGGUCUCUCGGCGUGGUCUAAUUUUGCCAUAACCCAGACCUUGCAAGCCACCAAAGACUCAAGGAGGCAGUUCUGGACCGAAUACCUUCACGAUUGCAAGUCGAUACGCACCUCAGAUGCUUCAACAUACUCUUUUGAGAGAACCUCUGUUGUGCGACGGUCAGCUCUGCUUGAUGUGUCCCAGCUUCGACAACGUGCCGCGCAGGCGGGUGUCAGUGUUCAAUCCCUGUUCCUCGCCGCCUAUGCUCGAACUCUGGCGUCACGCCAGACAGAAGUACAAGACAACCAGCUCAUCAUGUUUGGCGUGUACCUUGCCAACCGCGACGAUGAGAAUUCUGCGCUUGAGAUCUUCCCACAAUUGAACCUCUUGCCCCUCAAGGUAGCAGUCAAUUCCAGUGACUCGAUCGUCCAACUAGCUGCCAAGGUACAAAACAGCAUAAUCGAAAUCACAUCCCAAGGCCGCUCCCAAGUCGGUUUGUGGGAGAUUGAAGCAUGGACCGGCGUCAAGGUGGGUUCGUUCGUCAACUUCCUGUCGCUCCCUACACCCGCAGAUGACCCUGCCUCUGCCACUACCAUUACCAUUACCAUUACUCCAGUCGAGGAAAUGGCCCAAACUGCCUCUACGGCUGAGGUCGAGGACAGAUUCGAUCUCCAGAUGGGCAACGUAUCUGUCCGGGAUGCCUUCCCUGCGGCAAUAGACAUCGAGGCAGCCAUCCGCGGCGAGACAUUAGACGUGGGUGCCUUUGGCGCAAAGAGCGUCCUGGCAGACGAGCCGACCGCUGAGGCUCUCCUGGACGAGAUUCUCACCUUUCUACAGCAGGAAUAG
Messenger RNA from Clonostachys byssicola, 14571 nucleotides. NCBI's taxonomy places the organism in Eukaryota, Fungi, Ascomycota, Sordariomycetes, Hypocreales, Bionectriaceae. The record is from the annotation of a GenBank genome assembly.